UACGACGCCGGCAUGAUCAACAACCUCAAUGCGGUUCAGCCGUACUUUGAACACUUCAACCUCGACAGUGAUCUCAUCGGUCUCAACGUCGCCAUCGUCAGCGCCGGAUGUAUCUUUGGCUCUCCGGUAGUUGGCCCCAUUGUGGAUCGUUGGGGACGAAAGACUGGCCUUGCAAUGGGCUCAGUCUGCAUCAUCCUCGGAGUGGUGCUGCAAGCGUCAGCGGGCAAGAUCGCCCAGCUCAUCGUCAGUCGCUUCAUCAUUGGCUUCGCCACCAUCAUAAACGGCUCCAUCGCCCCCAUGUGGGUUAUGGAGCUGGCCUCACCAAAGUACAGGUCCAUGCUCUCGAGCUCAGUCCUCGUCUCGGUGCCGUUCACCUCGUUUCUGGUCACUUGCAUCAUUCUGGGGAUAUAUGAUAAGCAGUCAAACUGGGCGUGGAGGGGGAUCAUGCUGGUGAAGGCAGUGCCCUCUAUUAUCUCACUCUGUCUCUUGCCGUUUGUCGAUGAGAGCCCGAGAUGGCUCUUCUACAAGGGGCGCGGCGAAGAAGCUACUAAUAUCCUCGCUCGCUUGCACGCAGACGGUGAUGUCGAGCAUCCAAUUAUCGUCGCUGAAAGCCAGGAGAUUCUUGGCGCCCUGGAGCAUGAGAAGGAGAACGACGGAGGCUGGAAGGACCUUGUAUCCCCUGCCCCCAAUCUGAAGCGAUUCGGCAUUGCUGUCCUUAUGAACAUCUUCUACCAGAUCCUGGGAGGAAACAUGAUUCUCUACUUCUCAUCCUUCCUCAUUGGCAAGCUCGGAAUCGAAAGCAGGAGAAUUGUAAUCCUUAUCAAUAUUGGCCUGCUACUCUGGAAGGCCUUUUGCAGUGUUGGAGGCGUCUUCCUCAUCGACAGAAUUGGCGCUCGCAAACCUCUUAUCGCUGGAACCUCUGCCACUGUGGCUCUGUUCGGCCUGCUUUCUGGUCUUUCGUACCUUUCGGAUGAACAUCCCGACGAAACAGGAUAUGCUAUUGGUGCUGUCGUUGUCGUUGGUCUGUUCCUCCUUGCAGUAUCUACCAGCUGGAUGAUUCUUGCCUAUACAUACCCCCCUGAAGUCCUCCGCUACUCCCAGCGAGCCAAGGGCGUGGUAGUCGCCCAAGCCAUCGGCUAUGCCUUCAGCUUCCUGAACCUCUACACCGCCCCGCUCGCCCUCGAUAAGAUCGGCUGGAAGUUCUAUGCCAUCAACGGCAGCUGGAACUUGGGCAUCCUGAUUGUCGUGUACGGGUUGUUUGUGGAGACCAAGGGCAGGACGCUCGAGGAGAUAGACGAGCUCUUUGACGGC
Messenger RNA from Fusarium vanettenii 77-13-4, 1311 nucleotides. RefSeq lists its product as uncharacterized. Gene Ontology annotation, biological process: carbohydrate transport; transmembrane transport. Gene Ontology annotation, cellular component: membrane. The record is from RefSeq and is a predicted model, not a curated record. The transcript is spliced from 9 exons. The annotation marks the transcript as partial. Gene Ontology annotation, molecular function: carbohydrate:proton symporter activity. NCBI's taxonomy places the organism in Eukaryota, Fungi, Ascomycota, Sordariomycetes, Hypocreales, Nectriaceae.